UAGGCGCUUUAGUCUCUGGUUGGGACGCGAGGCGUGAGUAUGGGGUAUGAGUUCAGCCCGCCAGGCUUGAACCUCGUCGAGAAUUGAAAACAAACAACGAAACACGGAAGAUACUUGCAUGACACUCGCCACGUGAGAAAGGACGGUGGAUUCCUCUCUUCUCGUUCAGCGUCGAGCCUUUCCCGCGGCACCCUGAACGGACCUUCGACGACCGUCGCUCGCAAAUGUACGGUUAAUCGAUCCGUGUGUAAUAAACGAACAGUCGAACUCGAACGUCGCCCGAUGUAAAUAGGCAGUGUCUCGCGCGCGCGAGGAAUCGAAAACGAUUUCGGAGUUAAAUCGUUCGUCGAUGAAAGACUACUCGUGUGUGCCUGUCAGGGAUACGUGAAGAAGGUUUUCUCUCGUGGACAUCGCCUGUCUAGGGAAAGGUACUCGAGAGCCAAGAUGUCGGUGCUUCUGGAAGCAAGGUCUUACCGACCUUUCAAAUCCUCCGAGGAGUAUCUGGUAGCGAUGAAAGAGGACUUGGCGGAAUGGCUGAACGCUCUCUAUCCGGAGCUAAGAAUCAACGUUGACAAUUUUAUGGACAGGCUAGACACUGGCGUCGCUCUGUGCAAACACUCGAACAACGUACGCAAGUCUGCGGCGGAAUACGUGGCGCGUCGCCAGGCGCGCAAGAUCUCGAUGACACGUUCGAUAACCUCGUCGCUGGCGUUGCCGAUGAGCCAGCUGAGCGACGUGGCCUUCCUGCCCAACGCGAAGGCCGGCACCUUCUUCGCCCGCGACAACGUCUCGAAUUUCAUCGGCUGGUGCCGCAACAGCCUGGGCAUCAUCGAGUGCCUGUUGUUCGAGACCGACGACCUGAUAAUGCGCAAGAACGAGCGUCACGUCAUACUCUGCCUGCUCGAGGUGGCCAGGAGGGGAGCGAAAUUCGGCAUGCUGGCGCCGAUGCUCGUCCAGAUGGAGAGGCAAAUCGACAGGGAGAUCGCCGCCGAGAACAAGGCGGCGAAUGGCGCCCACGGGAAUGGCGGGAACGAAGAGAGCGACGACGAGUACGCGGACAUGCAACAGGAAGAGCCGUGCCUCAUAUACGGGCCCCAGCCACAGAUCGUCACCAACGACUUGAAGAGCCUCGACGAAAUGGUUCGCGACUUGGUCGAGAGGUGCACGUGUCCCACGCAGUUCCCAAUGAUCCGCGUGUCGGAGGGGAAGUACAGGAUCGGUGACACGAAGGUGCUGAUCUUCGUCAGGAUUCUACGAAGUCACGUGAUGGUGCGUGUCGGCGGUGGCUGGGACACGCUGAGCCAUUAUUUGGACAAGCACGACCCCUGCCGAUGCAGAACUUCGCAUCGCUCGAUGAUCUCAGCGAAGUUGAUUCAAAAGGCUGGAGGGUCCUUCGACCUUGGCAGCGCGCAGGUGCAUUACGAAAGAUCACCUCCUAGAACUCGAAGGAGUUCGGCGUCGAGCGUGGGUUCCUGCGCGGGAACGAUGCAGAAUCAGCAGCAGACGCAGCUGCACGCGGCCAGGAGCGUCUCCAGCAAUCGAUCGCGAUCGCCCACGCCUCACCGACCCGCUGGCAAGCAGCAACAGCAGCCGAGCGACGAGCAGCAACGCAAGAUCAAUCGCUCGAGGAGUCCCACGCCGCAGAGGAAAUUCCUCGGCAGUCCCAACCACCAGCCUGCCGAUUUCGGGAAACAGCGAUCCAGAUCGCCCACCCCGAAGGCGCGGAUCAGAUCGUGCAGCCCCACGAAGACGGGAUCCGACUCGCCCAAGAGGGGCAUCAACGAGGAUGCUCGCUCGCCGACGCAUCAUGCUAAGCAUCAAGAUGUUAAGGACGCGAAGAAAGAACAGCACCAGGAGAUCCGUGCGAAGAUGCCUCAGCCCGAGGAGUUUGCGAAGCGCUACGUGGUGGAGGGCGGCGUGGCCCGCAGGGCGGUGGAGAAGGACGACACCCCGAAGUACGAGCCGAGCAUCUACAAUUACAAGUGUCGCGAGGACUCCAGCAGCCGCAGUCCCACGCCCAGUCCUCCGGCGAUCAAAGAGGAGCCAGCGUUGGAGAACUUCGGCAAGGACGUCGUCACGGGGACGGUGCAGUACACCAAGUCCCCCCACGGCGACGGCGAGCACUCCGACAACUGCAGCGAGGUCUCCGACGAGGGCUAUCGAAGUUUGGGCGCCGUCCAGCCACCCACCAGCAAUGGGAUCCACGGGACCUGCACGCAAGGAUCGCCCACGGUUGCCGAUUGUCAGAAGCAACCUACGAAGCCCGAGCAAGAGGAGAGGUCCUGCGUAGAGACCGAGAGCAUCGAGACAGGUCUCCGAAAGACGCGGAUAGGUCCAGCGAGUCCGCUUCGAGCGUCCCCGUCGAGAAGCGUGGCCUCUUCCUCGGGCGAUCGCACCCCGCGUGCGGGUUCCAUCGUCCGCGAGAACAGCAACGUGUCGAGAGCCUCGUCGGGCAGCAGAACGCCCCGGGAAAGCAACUCGAGCCCGGAGGGCAGUCCCCUGAAACGCGGAACCAUCAGGAACAGCCUUCGAAAACCUCCGCCGACCGGGAGCCUGAGCAAAGCGUCGCCGGUGCCGAAAUCCUGCCAGUCGCCCGUCAGCGGCAGCAACACCUGGAACGGCCGCCAAGCUAGGCAAAGGCCCAGCAUCCAAUCGGACACCUUCCUGAAUCCCCAAGGAUCAGCCACCUGCGCCACCACGCCGAGCUUCUCGAGGAAGAGCCCCGCCAGACAGAGUCUGCCCAGACAGAGCUCCAACGGUGUCCAGUACGACAGAAACGGAAGGAGGAUCAAGCCGUCCACCACGGGCUCCCUCCAGUCGUCCCCUACCAAGGUGGCUAAUCCCCUCCUCGAGCAGAUCCUGCAGAAGGUGGGCCAUCUGCAAGACGACCGCGAGGUGGUCCAGAAGCUCCAGGAUCUGCUGAGGGACUACCAAGCCCACGGUGGAGGCGACGUCGCUAAUCUGGAGUUCACGAGGGCGUGGAUCGACGGAAACGGAACCGUGGCUCUGCCACAGGAUAAUCAGAUGGCAGCCAGCCCUAGGAAGGACCCCAAACCGGCCUCGGAGAGGGCCGGGUUCUCGAGGAUACCAGCGCCGGUUUACAAGAGGCCCAUGUCCGUUGCGUCCGACAGCGUGUGAGGAAGGCCAGCUGUCCCGAGGAAGAGGGGCGGGUACGUCUCGAUGAAGGCCCUCCCGGUGCCUUUGAGAUCAUCGAGGCUCUCGAUAUCGGCCGGGUAUCGUCGCGAGAACUGAAGGUGUUAUCGAACCUUCGCGAGUGGUGAUUCCCCUGUCGUGGUACCUUCGGUUUGCGAGAAUUCGGGACACCGGGUUGUGACUUCGAUGACGCGGAGGGAGGGAGAAGGACGAUAAGGGAUGAUGGUCGACCGGGUAAAUUGGUCAGGCCUGAGGUGUAUGGCGUCGAGUGCUUUGGCGAAUCUACUUAACCAGACCUAAUCCAGUCGGAGACCUAGAAUCCCAAGUUUUGAGAAAACAUGCUCCAGAAUCAUCAUGGUCUCCUGCAUGCUCCAAUAGUGUCUUGAGCUGUGAAUAUAUUGGAGACUGGCUCUACUAUAUUUGCAGUCCCAAAGUGUAUGAAUCGGCCUAAUUUCGAGCCUUCCUGGCCUAGUAGUGUAUAGACAAUCCUUACACUUCCUCGAACCACUGUGUAUCGUGCACUUCCUCUAGUGACAGUUAUUGAAUCAUGUUUAUCGAAGCUCCUCGUAAAUGGAAAUCCUUCCGCAGGUAAGAAAUUCCAGUUCCUGAUGGUGCAAUUAUCAGCGAUCCAUUAAUGCUCUCUCAUAUCCUUCUGAUUCCUCCCAUAUAGCUUUCCAGGGACUCCAAGAUGAAGAUAUACAAACCCAGAAGAUAAAUCAGUCUCGUAAGCAUUCGUACCCACUGUAUCUAUCAAGGAUAUUUAUCUAAAUUUUAUAAUAGGUUUGCUGAUUCCAAACAAAGUUCUAAUUAUAUAUAUAUACAAGUGUAAAGUUUAUUUAUGCACAUAUUUAUGAUAAAACAUUAUAAGUAUUCGUAAAGGAAGAUUUUCCUUUGGGAGGAAGUUAAGGGGUGUCCAAAGAGGGUUUUUUGUUUUUUAACACUUUCAGUGCCAGGCAUAAUCGUAAAAAUACUAACGAAGUUAAAAUUUUGUUGUUGACAAUUGGAAUAUACUCUAACAUUUGCCUUGGCAUUUACAGGAAAAUUCACGAAUUCUGUCCAGCCUCGUUUUCUUUAACACCUGAUCUUCAGAAUUAAUUUUUUAAACCCUCAGUCCCAUAAACAGCGAGCGUAAUAAGGACAGGAAUGAAUCUAAAAUAAAACUUCGUAUAUUUAUUUGAUUAAUAAAUUCUAAAUUUAUCUGGGAACGUGAAACCUGUCAUUUAAUUUAGACAAAUUUCUCCAACAGAUAUAAAGGUUACGAAUAUUUAUGGAACUCUAAAAUCCAAGUUUCCAAAGACAUAGACGAUCGCAGGUUUUAAUCUCCUCAUCUUACAUAGAAGAACCCGUAGAGUACCCUGCUACCGCCACGUCCUCGUACCUAACCUCCAAACCUGCUCCAAUUCGUUCAGCUAUCGGGGUACGUGGUCUCGCGCCUCACACCUCACGCCUGGAGCGAAAAGUAGGCGCGAUCUUACGAUGAAGCGAUUCGUGCCUGACGAAGCAAUUAAACGUAGGCAGUCGAUGCAAAGCGCGACGGAAAGGCGGCUUCGAUAAACGCGGCCGCGGUUUCUGCGCGUCGCUUCUGCCUUCUGUGUCAUCGGAGAUCGAAGGCGUCCGAUUAGAGGAAAACUUAACGGGCCUUAACGGUACGGGGUCGAUCGGUUAGCGUUGGCUCCGAGGAGUCACGCGUAUCGGGGUGGUGCUCGGAGAUAUGGUGCUUGGGAUGACGUUUACGUGAUGCGAAAAUGGAUUACGAGGCGAGAGAAAAAUAAGGAUGGAGGAGUGAAAAUAGGACGAGGCACGCGAACGGGACUCGUCUCGUCGACGACGGGGACGCGAUUUCAAUUGGUUAUACACGGAAUUCAAGAUGGGGCAAUUAGCCGGUGCUGGUGUUGCGUUAAUGGCUUCCCAAUCGAUUUGCUUCCAGUCAGUUAAUUGCACCCCGGCUGACAGCUCGUCGAUUGAUCCGAGACGAGAGAUUACACCUUGCAAACGCGGACACGCGAUACUCCGUCUCUCGUAACUGCAACUUUUUCGACCCGUGCCCGACACUUCCGUUUCUUUUUUUUUUUUUGGAACUGUUUUCACACAGCGUCAAUGGCACGAUUAAUUGGUGAUAUUAUUCGAUUGGAAAUUAGAAAAUUGAAUUUUUCAAUGCGUUGGAUGCUGGAUUAAUAAUCAUGAAAAUUCCAGGUUACAUUUUCUUCCAGACUCUUAGAAAUGGUGCAAUCCAACAUUCGUGGUGGUAUUUAUUAUUGCUAUCCCUUUAGAAUUUGGCAAUACCAUGUAGAUUAAUUUUUACGAACACCUCACCUUGGAAUUAAUUUAUUUCAUUCCCACAUGUGACAAGGAUUUUCACUGAGGAAUAAAUAAAUUAAUUCUGAAAGUGCGUAGCAUUGGUAAAUUUGAAAGAGGUCGCAAAAAUAAAUACUGUCACAAAUGUCAGACUAUUUUAUUAGAUUCAGACUAUUGCAUUUAAAAUUUUUGGAGAUUUGAAGAACACCAGGGUGAUGUUUGUAAAAAUAAUUGAAUAGCUUCAAGAGUGAAUUACUCGUUAACUAAUUUUGUCCUGGGAAUGAAUUAGACCACGAAAGACUGCCAGAGUUCCUUUUCAAAUAUUUUCGUAUGGAACCUUUUUAUUAAAUACAUUCCUGAAGAUGUUCGUUUCUUUUCAAACAUCCCCGUGCAUUUGAAAUUAAAAUUCGCGAAGAUCGAGAGUGAAAUUUAGCCUAUUUGAAAAUGAAAUUUGACAAAUUGACAGAAUUUUAGGAAAUUUGAAGGAUUUGGAAGAGUUUGAUUCGGUUCCAGGGCGUUUGAGUCGCAGCAUGUUUGAAAGGAGCGUCGCGUGAUCGCGGUUUCUUUAGCUUACGAUUAGUGUAACCGCGGCCCGCGAAUUUCUACGUUUCGUGCGUUCGAUCACGGCAAAUUAUUUAUUUAUAUAGUCUAUUGGUUGUAUUUAUUGAAGACGAUUUAUUUACGCGUUGCGAGUUCGCUCGAGAAUGAGUUGUGAGAAUGAUGACGUCGGAGGAUGGUUCCUUUUUCAAAAUAUCGGAGCGAGGACUGCUGGGAGAGAUCGAAUCGAAUCUCUCGGGAAGAAAUCAAAUUUACCCUACCCCUCCCACCCCCCAAGAAAAAAAAAACAGACUGCAUUAUGUAGAUAGUGACACGUGUCGUCGAAUAAAAUGCCAUUCCAAUGUUUCACUGUUUUUUAUACCAAACGCGAGCGUAGCGCCAUUUUGUAUCAAGUGUCUUGGCUGGGAAGAUGGCGCUCGGAGGCGGGGCAAUUCGCAAGAAUAAACCAAACAUUUGGAAUCGCGAAAUAUAAAUUCAAAUUCCAUGGAGGUGAAUUAUCUCGUUUUUUAAUUCAAAUUUCAUACUUUAUAAAACGUUUCUGCAUCGUAUAAAAAUACCAGUUCGUACAGGGCGGUCAGUGUCGCAAAGACAGUUCUCGAAAUCGUUCGUAUCUUGAUUAAUUAGAGGCUCUGUCGAAAUCCAGACACUUCGAUGAAAAUGAAAUUAGGGUAAUUUAAAAAUGUAGCUCGAGAACGUUAUUCGGACUUUGAAACCCGCGAGUCUCUAAUUGCUCCAGCCUAAACGGCAGCGUCCAGAGUCUCGAAAGGAGCGAAUGAAACUUGGCAGGCUCGUGUGAACAAGCUCAAAGCGUCGAACAAGUAUUUUUUAUAACCCACACACGGUAGAGAAUCGCGUCCCUCCGGCCUGGAUCCGGCCUCGAAGUUUCACGAAGCUCUCGCUUUCGUUGGAGAUUCUGGACCGUGCUCCCCGCCGCCUUAACCCAUUUCCCACGCCGAUUACAAAUUAAGAGGCAACGCUUCCGACUGGGAAGCGAACAGAGACGAGAGUUUAUUUUGUUGACGAGAACUUCGAGUAGAGUUCGUAGACGAAACGUGCGCGAGACACGGGGACGAGAUUAUUUUCUAGUGAGGCGUGUUAGGCGAUCUUUGGGAAUGAUGCUGUGGCUUCUAUGGCGUUCGAACGUAGCGCGGAUAUUUUUUUAAAAGAAAAAAAAAACCUUCAGCCUUUCGCUUGAUAAAUUUUGCUUGGAUGCCGCGACGAUAGCGUAGCUUCGGUAACGAAGCGGCUCGCGAAUAUCGGCGAGAAACCGGCCUAAAAUCGAUGUUUCGCCUAAUCGAAAAGUAGAUCGUGAAAAUAGCCCGUGGAAAUGGCCGCUUUUGCCCGUCCAAGAGUUUCCAAGAAUUUUCUAAAAAUUGCAUUCGACGAAGCGCGAUUUUCCCGAGGGGAGACGUUCGAACGAGCCAUUGUGAAAAAUAUACGUGAAAAGGUAAAAAAAAAAAAAAGAUAGAUUGCCACGAUAACAUUCCUAGAAGACGCAUUAAAAAUUGCUCGUAGAUUUCACGUUUUCGAGAAGGGGUGGGCGCCCCUGUCUUUUAAAGCCUAAGCUUCGUAACCCCAAGCUGGUGCGGUGUCGCCGCAACGACGAAUAAUAAUACCGAUGAUUACCAAUAUUAAUAUUAUUAUUGCAAACAAUUGCAAUUAUUGCUAUUAUUAUUAUUAUUAUUAUUAUUACGAUAAUUAUUAUUGCGAUCAUUAUUAUUAUUAUUAUUAUCAUUAUUGUCAGGGAGAAGACGAUAAUUGAUUAUUCUGAUUAUUAUAUGCAACGUUGAGUAUGUUAUGUUAUCAUUUUAUCUACGAGUUGUAAAUUGAAUGGAAAACUUGUAUAAAAAAAUAAAAACAAAUAAAAAGAACUUUAACAAAAACGCAAGAUUUUCGCUGUUUUUCUAGAAUAGCUGAGAUCGUCGGAGAAACCUUACCAAGCUUUCAGAAUAUGUCACCAGUGGACCAAGGAGCAGUGUCAAUCACGAGCAACGCCAUGUCUACAUACUAUGCUUAGAUCGCUAAGAACGCUUCAGUACAUUCAAAAAUAUAUAUCAGGCCGUCCCAUAAGUUCGUGCCGAAGACUGUGUCGAAAUUUAGUAAAAGACCGCAGAAAUUUUCUAGUAACGGUAUAACGACUAUCUGAGAGAGGUGAGAAACUAUUGUGAAAUUAGACAGAUUAUCUUUUCUUGUGACACUUAAGAGUAUGUUUCAC
Messenger RNA from Hylaeus anthracinus, 8221 nucleotides. Its product is annotated as GAS2-like protein pickled eggs. Gene Ontology annotation, molecular function: actin filament binding; microtubule binding; cytoskeletal adaptor activity. Gene Ontology annotation, cellular component: microtubule plus-end; stress fiber; cytoplasm. The record is from RefSeq and is a predicted model, not a curated record. Lineage: Eukaryota; Metazoa; Arthropoda; Insecta; Hymenoptera; Colletidae. Gene Ontology annotation, biological process: actin crosslink formation; protein localization to microtubule plus-end; microtubule bundle formation. The transcript is spliced from 8 exons. Bases 445 to 3138 code for a protein of 897 amino acids.